AUGAGUAGUACAGGCAAGAAGCUUAGAAAUGCGAUUGGAGGUAUAGUUUUUGGUGCGGCAUUUACUCUAACAGCGCUGUACUUUUUGAGGAUUUUCUCUGCGUAUCAGCAAAGAAGCCACAAUUGUCAGGUGUUUUUUGAAUAUUUUGGUAAGUUUAGAGAUGUCAAGAAGGGUAUAGAGAACAAGGACGUGUUUGAUGCAAUUGAGUCAAUAAUUGAUUUUGAUGGAAAUACACUUGAAGGAAUGUAUUCUGAGAAGAUGGAGUCUGUAGGCGAGGUUGACAGUUCUAACAAUCGUGGAUUCAAUUGCUUCAAGGGUGCUAUUGCAAAAGCAAAGCAGAUUAUUUUCUCCAGUCAGGAUUUGAAAAAAGUGAUGGAUGAGAUACUGACAUCUGAGAGAGUGAGUGUGCUUAUUGCAAAGGAGCGGAUGCAGAAGGAAGGGGAAAAAGAAGACGAUGAGUCUAAGACUGAGGAUAGCAGUAAGGCCGAUGAAGAUUCGAAUGUUAUGGAGAUUGAUGCCAAGAAUAUUGAUAUACUCACUAAGGCAUUUUUGUAUAUUUUGGUCAAGGAAAGUAUGAAUCCAAAAAGUUAUGAGUCGUUUUUUGAUCAUCUUAUGAAUGACAAUGUUACUAAGAACCACCUUAGUAAGAUUAGCAAAAGCAAGGAUCUGCUAACUAUUGAUAUCAAUAUCAAGGGAGUUGGUGACGAUUCACCGAUUAGCAUAUACAACUUCAUACGAAUUGUGAUGCUUGAAACCAAUAAUCUUAUUCCUCGAAUUAUUUCGGAUUUUAAGUAA
Molecule: messenger RNA, 795 nt
Organism: Ordospora colligata OC4
Lineage: Eukaryota; Fungi; Microsporidia; Ordosporidae
Exons: 1
Coding region: 1-795 (264 amino acids)
Source: RefSeq, a predicted model, not a curated record